Molecule: messenger RNA, 781 nt
Organism: Onychostruthus taczanowskii (white-rumped snowfinch)
Lineage: Eukaryota; Metazoa; Chordata; Aves; Passeriformes; Passeridae
Gene: RSL24D1
Product: ribosomal L24 domain containing 1
Exons: 5
Biological process (GO): ribosomal large subunit biogenesis
Cellular component (GO): nucleolus
Source: RefSeq, a predicted model, not a curated record
CUAAGAUUUUUCUUCUUUAUCAUCCCCUUCUUUAAGAUAUUUCGAUUCUGCAAAUCAAAAUGCCACAGAAACUUCAAAAAGAAGCGAAAUCCCAGAAAGAUGAGAUGGACUAAAGCAUUCCGUAAAGCAGCUGGCAAAGAACUGACAGUGGAUAAUUCAUUUGAAUUUGAAAAACGUAGGAACGAACCAGUGAAAUACCAGAGAGAGUUGUGGAACAAGACUGUGGAUGCAAUGAAGAGAGUGGAGGAAAUAAAGCAAAAACGCCAAGCCAGAUUUAUUAUGAACAGAUUAAAGAAGAGCAAAGAGUUGCAGGAGGCAGAAGACAUCAAAGAAGUCAAACAGAAUAUCCACCUUCUUCGUGCUCCCCAUGCAGGUACACCAAAACAGCUGGAGGACAAAAUGGUGCAGAAACUACAAGAGGAUGUGCCUAUGGAAGAAGACUCUUAAAGUGCUUUUAUUUGCUUUUUACGUCUCUUCAGCAGUUAACAAUUCCUUACUGCCUCACCUGACAUCAUUUAGAAUUGUGCUUGCAGUUGAAGAAAAGUACAUUUUAAUGAAUAGACCAUUUACAAUUUGAAUUUUUUUUAAUGUAAAAUAACAGGAUGGAUGCUAGUUUGGGCAGUACUUAAAAUUGUGCAAUUUGAGAAGACCUUGUCAGCAAAGAUGGAGAAUGAGGCUUUAUUGUUUGAGAUACCAUGUGCUCCUCGGAAAGUUAGACUUUUCCUGGGUAACUUUUCCACGUUCAUGCAAAUAAUUAAAUAAUAAAAGAUGCUGGCCCUGA